UGCGCGUGGCCAUGCGUACUGAAACCCGCCCCUUUACAACAACCCCCCAACCUACAAAAUGAAUACUGCUGUGGCUAUUUCACCAGCGCCUUAACGCCACAACCUGAGUUGACAAGGGAGGUUAAAUCACAUUAAUUCGACGCACAAGGCUUCUUUUCCCUGCUGCUGCUGUUCCUCCUUGUUAAGUUGUUACGAGGAGACGGAGACUGAAGUUACAUUUACCGUUAAGUUACGUUAAUUCAUUCAUCACAACAAUGGCAGCACAGGAUUUUAAUUUCUUGCUUGCGACGGAUUCGUAUAAGAUCACACACUACAAACAGUAUCCUCCCAACAUCAGUAAAAUCUACUCCUACUUUGAAUGCAGACGCAAGAAAGGCUCUCAGUUCAGUGAAGUGGUGUUCUUCGGUCUCCAAUAUCUGCUAAAGAAGUACCUCACAGGCCCAGUGAUCACAGAGGAGAAGAUUCAGGAAGCUAAGCUCUUCUACCAGAUGCACUUCAAACAGGCUGUAUUUGAUGAAGAAGGCUGGAGGAAAGUCCUUGAGAAACAUGAUGGCCGUCUUCCUAUUCGGAUCAAAGCUGUCCCCGAGGGCAGGAUCAUACCAAGAGGCAACGUGCUCUUCACUGUGGAAAACACUGAUCCCAACUUCUACUGGCUCACCAACUACAUUGAGACUAUGCUGGUUCAGAUGUGGUAUCCCAUCACAGUAGCAACCAUAUCCCGGGAGUUUAAGAAGAUCCUGGCCAAACACCUGAAAGCCACUUCAGGGAGCCUGGAAGGCCUGGACCUGAAACUGCAUGACUUCGGCUACAGAGGAGUGUCCUCACAAGAGUCUGCAGCUCUAGGUGGAGCCGCUCAUCUGGUUAACUUCUGCAGUACAGACACAGUAGCUGGGUUGUUAAUGGCUCAGAGAUACUAUGGCUGCCCGAUGGCUGGUUUCUCAAUCCCAGCAGCAGAGCAUAGCACCAUCAUAUCCUGGGGGAAGAGCAGAGAGAAGGAUGCAUUUGAGCGAGUCCUUGACCAGUUCUCCUCUGGACCAGUCUCAGUGGUCAGUGACAGCUAUGAUAUCUUCAAUGCCUGCAAACACAUCUGGGGAGACAAGCUGAAGGAGCGAGUCAUGGAGCGCAGCCAGGACUCCUGUCUGGUUAUCCGGCCGGACUCUGGAGACCCCGCAGAGACGCUUAUUGAGGUCAUCAAGAUUUUGGAGGAGUGUUUUGGCUGUUCUCUGAACUCUAUGGGAUACAAGGUGCUGCCUUCUUACCUGCGAAUUAUUCAAGGAGACGGCAUUGACAUCAGCUCAGUGGAUGAGAUUCUGCAGAAGCUGAGUGAUGAAGGCUGGAGUGCUGAGAAUGUUUUCUUUGGUUGUGGCAGUGCUUUGCUUCAGAAACUCAACAGAGAUACACUAAGCUGUGCCUUCAAGUGCAGCUAUGUGGAGACUAACGGCAAGGGGAUGGAUGUCUACAAGCAACCAGUGACCGACCCAUCUAAGAGGUCAAAGAAGGGUCGAUUAUCACUGAGGAGAAACUCUGAUGGUUUCAUAGAGACAGUAGAGAAAGGGGCAGGCAAGCCUGAGGAGGAUCUGCUGGUGACGGUGUUUGAGAAUGGCAGCUUGCUGCAGGAGUACUCCCUGGAGGAGAUCAGGAAGAACGCUCGGCUGCGGGACAAGGAGAUGAACCCCACCCUGCACAACCACAAAGAGGAGCUGCUGCACAAUCACAUCAUCAACGGGAUUCAUUAGAUCAGACACAAAGCCUCUCGCUGUGCACGUGAUACUUCAGUGUUUAACAGGGUGCAUUGGUUUCCUCUGUAGAGGGAAUGAAGACUGCAGUGUUUUAGAGAGUCACUCAUCACAGUAACAACUUGACAUGUUGAAGGGCCCCCACACCCCCCACUUUAUCCUGAGGAGGCCAAUGAUGAAAUUGUUUUCAGGUAGAUCAGCUUCUUUCACUUUCUGUUGUGGCCAGCACACAGUGCUCCUCUCUAUAUAUCUAUAUCUGAGGCUGUGUGAGCACACAGUUACACUGCCCUCCAAUGGCCACGACCACCACAACUGAAGCUCAGGGUCAAAUAUCAUAAGCUAUGGUAGUUUUUUCUUCUUUCAUUUAUGGAUUUAAAGAUACGUCCCUGAGUAUAGGGUUGCUACAGAACACUAAAAUAGACAUGGGGUGUGUAUCUUUAAAGAAGGCAGAUAUUUUCAUAACAUAUGCAGUAUCUUUACAUCUGAGCGUUUUCAGGCCAAACAUGACCGAUGCUUCCAUUUGUUUUAGCUUUUUGUUUUACUGGUAGAGUAGAAAAGUGUUUGAAGCAGCAUUUUAGACCACAAGGCUCUAAAAUCUACUAUAACUCAAUAUGAAUAGUAAUAGUUUUGAUUAUAGUGCCACAUCAACAGGUGUGGGCAACACUGUGUGUUUGAUAUACAAUAUUUAAUUUAAGGUCAGUGUCAGCUCCACAUAUCAGCAGAGCUCCAGCCAUACUUUCUGCUUGGUUUUUUAACAGGUUACCAGUCACAUAGAAUCCACAACAGCUUACUUUUAAGAUCCAGCCUCAAACAAACACAGUAGACUGUAGAUCACAUCAGAUUGUAGACAUGAAAGAGGAGCACAAACCCUGUAUAGUAUAUAAAUGAGGAUAUCACAACACUGUGCAGAUUAUGCUGCACUGCCACAGUUUGAUGACUUCUGAUGCCAGCGGCCCACAAAGCACACUCCAUUUCAUCAUCAGGUCUUCUGAAAAAUUCUGCCGGUGUCUAAAUUGUUAGUCUAAUUCACUGGUUCCCAUCUUUUUUGGCUUGUGACCAUUUAAAGUGAAGCAGUCUGUACUUGUGACCCAUCACCACAUGUUCUAUGUGUUUAUGAGCUGUGAGCAGUUCAACCAAAGAGUCAUUUUAAAUUUUGGAUUAAGUUUUGUGACAGUUUUAGAGGUCUGAGUGGGUAUUUGGCCUAAUUCAGUUUCCAUAAAUAUGAGCAAAAGGUGACUUUACAGUGUUCUCAACAGAGACGUAUGGUGCUAAAUACACACUUUCAUUUUCUAUCAUUUAAACAAUUGCCAAUUUUGCCAAAGGCAUAAGUAUUUGUUCCUCCUCAAGAAUAACAUUAUUAAGGAUGAUUAUUAUAACUGUUAUUCUAAUUUGACAAAUCCGGUAUCCUGAAAUGCUGAAAGCUGCAGUGAAAACAAAGGUAUCUGUAGUAAAUAGCAGACUCCACACUAUGUGUUGUAGGUGCUAGUUAGCUUUUAUGAGCUUUGAAUUGUUUCCAUUUAAACAGUGGCGCUACUGUAAAGAUGUACAUUAGAGGCACAUUGCACUACUCUCCCAUCUGCCUGCACAGACUGUAUGCGGCCUCUGUUAGUAAAGGCAAAAUGUAACCAUAAUCUGCCAUGGAUUGCGAUGAAGUUCAGAUUUUGUCAAAAUGUAAGAUUUUAAUCCCCUGAAACAAAUUAAUUUGAUUAUUGAGAAUUAGAUUUUCAUAAUCGGAUUUUGAAUAUUUUAGUAAAUAAUAUAACAAUAUUGAUAUUUAGACUGCAUUGAUAUUCAUUUCAAUUACAAAAAUUCAGUGUGAGAAAUAAUGUCAGUGAUUUCAACAGCAAGAAUGGAGCUGUUGUUUUAAACCAAAAGAAAACAAUCACUCAAACUGAAGAAUAUUAAGAUCAUUUAUUUGAAAAGUAAAAGUAGAUUUUUUUUUCAUUGUCUUUAAAAUUUUAUAUUUACAGUUUGAAACAAUAUAGAUUAUAGAUGCACCAGCUACUGAAGCAGAUGAAUGCAAACCAGAAAACAGCAUUGGCAGUAAUAAACAGCCAACUUCAACAAUUGAAGAGAAAUUGGCAGUCAUUUCGGAACGUCUGGACAGCCAACCAGCAAGGUCUAUCAUUGCAUAGUUCCUGUGUUUUCAAGACAUGUCUCUGAUCUAACACUCAGCAAGAGAGAAGCAGGAUAUCAGCUGAAAGGGCCACAAAAUUUGGAUUUUACCUAACUUUACUAGAGGGGUGGAGAUGCAGCGCCAAAAAUUUAGGGAGUGCAAGAGAAGGCUCAAUGAGUGAGGCGUGAAAUUUGCUCUUGUGUACUCGGCCACUCUCAAGUCUUCCCAGAUAAGGAAUGGAUCAGAGCAGUUGUUCAAUGACCCGAAAAAGGCCCUGGACUUUAUCAAUAAGCUGUGACUACCGGCUGGUAACUGGUAACUAGCAUGCCGGGGCUAGCAACCCGCUGGAUCAGCUACGGGCUUGGCUGGUCAUUAGCUUCAGAGUCUAGCAGUGUGUUGCUGCUAUCCAGAGACUUCCAUCCCUGCAUUGUUAUCCACUAUCAACUCUUCUUUGAUUCUCAAAAUAAAUUGGUCUAAAUGUGAAGCUUUUGCCCUAACAGCAUACUGUCCCAAAACCUUAUUCCAACCAGGGAACUUUAGAUGGUCGGAUCAGGGUAUUGGGUACCUUGGGGUCCUAUUCCCACCCAACCUGUCAGACAAGUAUAGAACCCUUACUUGAGAAAUUUAAACUAGACACAGAAAGAUGGGAACCUCUUCAUCUCUCUCUGUGGGUAAAGGUUAAUGUAUUAAAGAUGAAUGUAGUCCCCAACUUCAUCUACAUUUUACAAUCACUGUCAGUGACAGUCCCAGUGAAGUAUUUCCACAUGUUUAAUCAGCUGUGUGGCCUUUU
Molecule: messenger RNA, 4642 nt
Organism: Thunnus maccoyii (southern bluefin tuna)
Lineage: Eukaryota; Metazoa; Chordata; Actinopteri; Scombriformes; Scombridae
Gene: nampt2
Product: nicotinamide phosphoribosyltransferase 2
Exons: 11
Coding region: 255-1736 (493 amino acids)
Biological process (GO): NAD+ biosynthetic process
Molecular function (GO): nicotinamide phosphoribosyltransferase activity
Source: RefSeq, a predicted model, not a curated record